GGCCAGACCAAAGAUGUGUUCUACACUCCGGAGUAUCUCAGGGAAGUGAUUUACCUGCAUCGGACAUUGUUGGCCAACUUGUCUACUCUGCAGGUCCUCCCCUUUGACGACAAUCUCUGCCUGGUGGAGCCCUGCACCAACUUCGAGGCCUGCAGGUCUGUUGUUCGACAAGGCGUUGCCCAGCCCGUCAUAUCCUCGAAGACGGUCCUGUUCCGCCCAGUGCACCCAACCCAGAUUUUUCAGUGUGUGUGUCCAUAUGGAUUUGCAGGCAUGAACCAGACCAAAAUGUGUGACACGGAAAUUGAUCUGUGCUAUAGCUUUCCAUGUCAGAAUAAUGGUGCUUGCCUGCGCCAUGAGACAGGAUACACUUGUCAGUGUAAACCGGGCUUUACAGGCAAUGUCUGUGAGUACAAUAUGACAGCCCGAUUUGACAGCCUCACCUGUCCCAGUGGUCAGUGUAAAGGGCCUUCUCAUUGUGUCCCUCAGUCAGAUGGUGGAUUUGUUUGUGCCGAUUGUCCAGAUGAUGGAUAUCACGACAACCAGUGCCGGCUUCGGACCAAAAGUUUUUCCAGAGGAUCCUACCUGACAUUUCCAUCGGUGAAAUCCAGGAACAGAUUUACAAUACAGCUAAG
Candidula unifasciata is the source of this 632-nucleotide messenger RNA. The record is from the annotation of a GenBank genome assembly. Lineage: Eukaryota; Metazoa; Mollusca; Gastropoda; Stylommatophora; Geomitridae.